Molecule: messenger RNA, 3023 nt
Organism: Sorex araneus (European shrew)
Lineage: Eukaryota; Metazoa; Chordata; Mammalia; Eulipotyphla; Soricidae
Gene: MTTP
Product: microsomal triglyceride transfer protein
Exons: 18
Coding region: 46-2736 (896 amino acids)
Biological process (GO): lipoprotein metabolic process; cholesterol homeostasis; lipid transport
Cellular component (GO): endoplasmic reticulum; basolateral plasma membrane; Golgi apparatus
Molecular function (GO): lipid binding
Source: RefSeq, a predicted model, not a curated record
GACUCCUGCCUGGGCCCUGGAUGCAGGAGCGAAGAGCCAGGCAACAUGAUUCUUCUGGCUGUGCUUUUUCUCUGCUUCAUUUCCUCCUACUCAGCUUCUGUGAAAGGUCACACGACUGGUCUCUCACUAAAUAAUGAAAGGCUGUAUAAACUCAGUUACUCCACUGAAGUUUUUCUUGAUGGGGCCAAAGGAAAACUCCAAGACAGCGUGGGCUACCGAAUUUCAUCCAACGUCGACGUGGUCUUACUGUGGAGGAAUCCUGACGGUGAUGAUGACCAACUGAUCCAAAUCGCGAUAAAGGAUGUGAAUGUCGAAAAUGUGAACCAGCAGAGAGGAGAGAAGAGUGUUUUCAAAGGAAAAACGGCACCUAAAAUCAUAGGAAAAGGCAACUUGGAAGCUCUGCAGAGGCCCAUGUUACUGCACUUGGUUCACGGGAAGGUCAAAGAAUUCUACUCCUACCAAGAUGAACCAGUGGCCAUUCAAAAUCUCAAGCGAGGCCUGGCUAGCCUCUUUCAGACGCAGUUAAUCUCUGGAAAUGGCAAUGAGGUGGACGUCUCCGGGGAUUGUAAAGUGACCUACCAGGCUCAACAAGACAAAGUGAUCAAAGUGAAGGCCUUGGACUCCUGCAAAAUAGAAAGGCCUGGAUUCAAAACCCUCAACCAGGUCUUGGGUGUCACUACGAAAAGCACUUCAGUGACCACGUAUAAGAUAGAAGACAGUUUUGUCAUAGCUGUGCUCGCAGAAGAGAUUCAUGCUUUUGGGUUGAAUUUUCUACGAAGCAUCACAGGCAAAAUAGUAUCAAAGCAGAAACUCGAGCUCAAGACAACUGAAGCAGGUCCAAGAAUGGUCCCCGGGAAGCAGGUCGCAACUGUGAUCAAAUCCAUCGACUCCAAGUACACGGCCCUUCCCAUUGCGGGGCAGGUCUACCAGAAGGAGUGUAAGCGGUGCCCUUCGCUCUCCGAGCACUGGAAGGACGUGAGGCAGCACCUGCAGCCUGAAAACCUGAACAAGGCACAGUCUGUCCGCAGCUUCCUUGCCUUCAUCCAGCACCUCAGGACGGCCAAGAGGGAGGAGAUCCUCCAGAUCCUCAAGGGCGAAAGCAAGGAAAUGCUACCACAGCUGGUGGACGCCAUCACCUCUGCCCAGACACCAGACUCUUUGGAUGCCAUCUUGGACUUUUUGGAUUUCAAAAGUGACAGCAGCAUUAUCCUUCAGGAGAGAUUUCUCUACGCUUGUGGGUUUGCCACUCACCCCAGUGAAGACCUCCUGUAUGCCCUCAUCAGGAAGUUCAAGGGCUCCUUUGCGAGCAACGACAUCCGAGAAACAGUCAUGAUCAUCAUGGGCGCCCUGGUCCGGAAGCUGUGCCAGGGUGAAGGCUGCAAACUCAAAGCGGUGGUGGAAGCCAAGAAAUUAAUCCUGAGCGGACUUGAGAAGCCAGAGAAGAAAGAGGACACCAUGAUGUACCUGCUGGCCAUGAAGAACGCCCUGCUCCCGGAAGGCAUCCCCCUCCUCCUGAAGUACGCCGAGGCGGGCGAGGGGCCCAUCAGCCACCUGGCCACCACCACCCUCCAGAGAUACGACACCCCUUUCAUAACGGACGAGGUCAAGAAGACUCUGAACAGGAUCUACCACCAGAACCGCAAGGUCCACGAGAAGACCGUGAGAACCACGGCCGCGACUGUCAUUCUGAGCAACAACCCGUCUUACAUGGACGUGAAGAACAUCCUGCUCUCCAUCGGGGAGCUGCCGAAGGAGAUGAACAAGUACAUGCUGGCCACCGUGCAGGACAUCCUGCGCUUCGAGAUGCCCUCGAGCAAAAUGGUCCGUCGCGUCCUGAAGGAGAUGGUGGCUCACAACUACGACCGCUUCGCCAAGAGCGGGUCCUCCUCCGCCUACACCGGCUACAUUGACCGCGACUCCCACUCAGCAUCCACGUACGGCCUCGACAUCCUCUACUCCGGCUCUGGCAUUCUGAGGAGGAGCAACCUGAACGUCUUCCAGCACAUCGGGAAGGCCCAUCUCCAUGCCAGCCAGGUGGUCAUCGAAGCCCAGGGCCUGGAGACACUGAUCGCGGCGACUCCGGACGAGGGCGAGGAGAACCUGGACUCCUUCGCCGGCAUGUCGGCCAUCCUCUUUGACGUCCAGCUCAGGCCCGUCACUUUCUUCAACGGGUACAGUGACCUGAUGUCCAAGAUGCUGUCGGCGUCGAGCGACCCUGUCAGUGUGGUGAAGGGACUCAUCCUGCUCGUGGACCACUCUCAGGAGCUGCAGCUGCAGUCUGGACUGAAGGCCAACAUGGAGAUCCAGGGCGGGCUAGCGAUCGACAUCUCAGGGGCAAUGGAGUUCAGUCUGUGGUACCGCGAGUCGAAAACCCGAGUCAAAAAUGGGUUGGCGGUGGCCAUCACCGGUGAGAUCAGCGUGGACUCCUCCUUCAUGAAAGCUGGCCUGGAGGUCAGCGCGGAGACCGAGGCGGGUCUGGACUUCAUCUCCACAGUGCAGUUCUCCCAGUACCCGUUCCUGGUCUGCAUGCAGAUGGACAAGCAGGAAGCUCCCUUCAGGCAACUCGAGACCAAGUACGAGCGGCUGUCUACCGGCAAAGGGUUCGUCUCCCGGAAGAGCAGACGGCGGGUGGUGGCCGGCUCGGAGUUCCCGCUGCACCAGGAGAACUCCAACAUGUGCAAGGUGGUGUUCCCCCAGCAGGCAGAGAGCGGCUCCAACGGUGGUGGCUGGUUCUGAAGGCCGCCUGCCCCAGCGGCCUCGCCCUGCUCUCAGCAGUGUUUACACGGCCCCUUUAUUUAAGUGUUUGUGAAAAGCCACGGCAGCCUCACCCGCUGACUCCCGGCCCCCUCUGUCCACCCGCACUGCCCGUCCCAGCCACGCGCGCUCCUCUCCGCGCCUCUCAAGUCCCUUCCGGUAGGAAACGGUUCUGCCUGGCGAGGAAACUGUCCCCAAAGACUGAAACAAAACACAGUUCCACUUUGUGCCGGCAAGGUCCAGCCCCUGCUCCGUUGUAACUUUGUAAC